Molecule: messenger RNA, 491 nt
Organism: Drosophila pseudoobscura
Lineage: Eukaryota; Metazoa; Arthropoda; Insecta; Diptera; Drosophilidae
Exons: 2
Coding region: 185-478 (97 amino acids)
Source: RefSeq, a predicted model, not a curated record
UUAUUUUUAACCAGAAUUGGCGGUUAGCUGAUAUAUUUCUUAGUAUAAACAUCUGUUUUGAUUUUCUGUAUAAUAGGUUGACAACCCUUAUCGAUCAACACCGUGUUUGUUCCUGCCUCCUUGCGAAAUUAAAAUGUUUUAAAUUAUAUAAUACUGUGCUGUGCUGUGCUGUGCUACUGUAGUAAUGGAUCGAAUCGAUACAACCAAGCGAAAGCCCAGACGCACUCACGGCACACCAUCGUAUACCUACCGGAAUCGCUUUGCCUACGCUCUGUUAGCAGCUGGAGCUGUAUGCUUUGGAAUUUGGAGCUUAACGCCCAUGCAGCGCUUGUCAAACGAAAAGCUGUGUAAAAAACUACUGACUCCAUCGGAGCAGGAACUUGACAGGAAAGGACUGUUUGAGUUUGGUGCACCGCGUCCCGGAAAGUUUAUUAGAGAAGCCAUCGAGGAGGCUGAGAAUCUAAGGACAGAACGCUAAUCAUGGAUCGAAA